AUGAGAGGAAGCCCAAAGACUUCGCUGAGUGGAGGCACAGCUUUCUCUGCAGAGAGGGGCCGAAGGGGCGGCGCGAAGGCCGCCGCUUGCCGCAGCAGCCGCAGCAGCAGCAGCAGCAGCAGCAGCAGAAGGGCUACUGAGAAGUCUUCAGCUGUUGAAGAUGAGGAAGCAGAUGUGGUUGGCUCUGCAUGCGGCUUCGUAGCAUAUGAAGAGGGGCUUAUUUUCUACUCCACGUACACCGUAACAGAGGUUAGCAGCAGCAGCAGCAGCAGCAGCAGCAGCAGCAGCAGCAGCAGCAGCAGCAGCACGACGAUUAAAGUAGGGGACUUUGUGGAUAUUCUCGCCAGCCGACUGCGCAGCAAUUCGUCUCUGCUGCAGUACAGAUUUGCUCAAGUUAUGGCGAUAUACCAGGUGCCUGCAGCAGCAGAAGCAGCAGCAGCAGCAGCAGCAGCAGCAGCAGUAGCAGCAGCAGCAGAAAGAGCAGUAGCAGCAGUAGCAAGAGCAGUAGCAGUAGCAGAAACAGCACAAACAACAGCAGCAGCAGCAGAAGCAGCAGACAGAGCAGUAGCAGCCGCAUCAGAAAGAGCAGGAGUAGCAGGAGUAGCAGUAGCAGCAGAAGCACCAGCAACAGCAGCAAAACAACAGACAGCAGGAGCAGCAGCAGCAGCAAGACUAAACUCUUAUGAUGAGUGUUUGUUAUUACAGGAGGCCCCUCCAAACUUUAAUCCACCCACCUCAGCCGAAGCUGCUUCCUUCACUUCCUCUUCAUUAAUACCCUCAGGGGCCCCCCAAGGGGCCCCUGAGGGUACUGAUAGGAGGAGGCGAAGAGGGAGGGGCCCCCCUGGGGGCCCCUCAGCUGCAAAGGGGGGGCCCCCUGGGGGCCCCUCUGAUGCUAGGGGUAGGGGGGCCCCUGGGGGCCCCUCAGGUGGAUUUGGGGGGCCCCCUGGGGGCCCCUCGGAAGGAGAUGAGGGGCCCCCUUUGACCCCUAUUAUGUUUGAAGUUCGAUGGGUUUAUGAUGCGGAGGACCUGCAGCAAUUUGGCGUCUCCUCAGCUAAGAAGUGUCUCCUAGGAGAAGAUGAAUAUGCAGAAUCUGAUGAGCUGCUGCUAGCCUGCAGCAAGUACCACUGGAUAUAUUCGAAGGGAAGCGAGCAGCAAAUAAACCCCAGAGCAGACGCCGGGUUGACUCCUGUGCAACGAGCCAUCCGCCGACUGCAACUAGACAGCGACGGCGGAGUUUCAAAAGUGACUCCUGUGCAACGAGCCAUCCGCCGACUGCAACUAGACAGCGUCCCUGACACUCUGCCGUGCAGGACGGCGGAGUUUCAAAAGGUUCGGCAGACGAUAUUAACCGGCAUCAGACAACAACAAGGCGGAGAGCUGCUUUGUGAGACGGUUCCUGCGUUCCGGUGUAUCGAAGUAAAUGCAAUGAGGCUUCAGCACCCAGAUAUGGUCGUAUUGGUUGUUGAUGAAGUAGAUUGUCUGCAGAGCCGCAAGCAACGCGUUUUAUAUACUUUGUUUGACUGGGCCUUCAGCCCCUCUUCUUCUUUUAUUUUAAUUGCUAUUGCCAACACUAUUGACCUCCCUGAAAGACUUGCUAACGCUCGCUGCACUUCAAGAAUAGGGUUUGGGCGGCUGACCUUCAAUCCUUAUACGAGUGAACAGAUCGAAGGAAUAAUCCUUGAACGCCUGCAGGAUUGCAAAGACCUCUUUGCUGAGGCGUACACCGCAGGGUUUGGGCGGCUGACCUUCAAUCCUUAUACGAGUGAACAGAUCGAAGGAAUAAUCCUUGAACGCCUGCAGGAUUGCAAAGACCUCUUUGCUGACGCAGCCAUCAAAGUGUGUGCGCGGAAGAUUGCGAAUUUCUAUGGAGAUAUCCGCAGGGCCUUGCAGGUCCUCAGACGAGCGCUGGAGUCGCUACGUGAAGGGAAGAAGAUCCAUCCUGCCGAUAUCACCAGCGCCGCCAACGACCUCUUCGAUUCCCCGCUGAAGGACUCGAUUUUGCUGUUACCUCGGGGGAUGAAGCUGCUGCUGUAUUGUUUGCUGCGGCAGCAGCGACAAUCGGGUUGUGGGGUGGCGCUGCACUGUCUGUACACCUCAGUGCAAACGCUGCUGCAGACACACCCUAGCAUUCUUAUAGGCAGCAGCAGCAGCAGCAGCAGCAGCAGCUGCGCUGUUGCAGAGCAUAGCAGAGUACUGGAUAUGCAGGACCUCAAGGCCAUGAUUGACACCCUGGCCAGCAUGCGCAUUGUUGAGGUGUAUCUGCAUCUACCGCGGACUGAAGAGCCUCUGCCUGCAGUACCACCUGCUGCUGCUGCUGGCAGCAGCAGCAGCAGCAGCAGGAAGGCAGGCGCCCAUACACCUGGAGGGCGAAGAGGGUUUGCUGUUGACGCUGUUAUCGAUGAAGCUGGAGGAGACACUGAAAUUGCUAUUAUUGCGCCGAUACGUUUGCGUAGCAGCAGCAGCAGCAGCAACAGCAGCAGCAGCAACAGCAGCAGCAGCAGCAGCGCUGCAGUGUCUAGUACCGCAGCAGCAGCAGCAGGAGUAGCACCAGCACCAGCAAACCUUGCUGCUACAACUGCAGCAGAGGAGCUACUUGUGCUGCCACCCAAUGCCUCCUUUGACGAGAAGCAGCAACAACAGCAGCAACAGCAGCAGCAACAAGAGAGAGCAGCAGCUGCAGCUAUUUUCCUCGCAUUCCCACUCGCGAUACAGCAGCAGCAGCAACAGCAGCAGCAACAGCAGUAG
This is a messenger RNA of Eimeria acervulina, 2745 nucleotides long. RefSeq names its product origin recognition complex 1 protein, putative. Gene Ontology annotation, molecular function: ATP binding; DNA replication origin binding; ATP hydrolysis activity. The transcript is spliced from 20 exons. The coding region runs from base 1 to 2745 and encodes 914 amino acids. The record is from RefSeq and is a predicted model, not a curated record. Gene Ontology annotation, biological process: mitotic DNA replication checkpoint signaling; DNA replication initiation. NCBI's taxonomy places the organism in Eukaryota, Apicomplexa, Conoidasida, Eucoccidiorida, Eimeriidae. Gene Ontology annotation, cellular component: nuclear origin of replication recognition complex.